Molecule: messenger RNA, 277 nt
Organism: Staurois parvus
Lineage: Eukaryota; Metazoa; Chordata; Amphibia; Anura; Ranidae
Source: the annotation of a GenBank genome assembly
ACCUUUGGGGAGCGGAGGUGGAGCAGGUACCCGAAUUUGACAGGUACCCGCUCCCACUUCCUUGGAAGUUGUCCUCUCUCCCCAAAGUCUUAUGGGACAUGGGACAGGUCCCAGAAGACUACAGAGCCAUUCACAAAGCGCAGCGCUUCUCGUGCAUGCACAGUGGGCACCCGGCUGUGAAGCCACAAGCUGUCACAGCCGGGUGCCCACACUGAAGAUGCCGGCGCCAGGGAGAGAAGACGGCCAGUGAAACCAGCGGUGACGAGGACACCGCUUG